AAAACAAAACAGUUUGUUAAACUCAGUACUUUAAGUUCACGACAGUGCGCACAAACUGUAAUAAAAUAAAGAACGCGGCAAGCAUUGGACAGUCGUCUUUGUUGUUUAAGUCAAAGAUUAUUUUGUGAUUGAUUGAUUUACGAUGUCCUACACUGAAAUCCAACUCGAGACAGGAGAAUUAGAGGAAGUAUGGAGGGAAAGAGCGUUAUCCCUGUUGAAGGAGGAGCCAGACAAAGUUCAAGGAUUGAUCCUGCAGCUGCGAGAACUGGGAGAAAAAGAAAACCCAAACCUUAAACUUCCAACUGAAAAUGGGUUUUAUCUGAAGUUUCUGCGCGGGGGAUUGAUGGAUCCAGAGACAUCUAUGGAGAUAAUUCGGAACUACUACAAACUAAAAAUGAACAACCCACAGUAUUUCAAGUCUUGUUCAAGUAUUGAAGAGCUGGCUAAAUCUACUUACCCGUCACAGAUACAAGCAAUGCUACCUUUUAGGGAUGGGCAUGGAAGAAGAAUUUACGUGUUUCGACCUGGGAAAUGGAAUCCAGAUAAGAUUCCUUUCAAUGAUAUCUUCUGUGCUUCAUACAUGCUCUGCGAAAUGAUUGCAAGAGAAGAGCGAACCCAGAUAGCAGGGAUUACUGCCAUAGUAGAUGCCCAAGGAUUUGGUUUCAAACAGAUGCGAGCAAUAGGAUUGGAAAAUGGAAAGAACAUGGCUUCAUUCUUUAACAUUGCCUUCCCAGUCUGGCUCAGGCAGUCCCAUGUUCUAAACGCCCCAAGAGUGUUCCAUAUGCUGUUUAAUAUGAUGCAUCCGUUUCUAAACGACACAGUAAAAGAAGAAGUCGUCUUCCAUUCAGGAGAUAUUACUUCUACGUUGAAAGAAUAUUUCAGAUUGGACCUGCUACCCAAGGACCUAGGGGGAACUGGAAGUAUUGUUGACAACUCAAAUAAUGUAGAACAACUCAGAUCUAUGAAAGAGUAUAUGAGCAACUUAGGAAACUUUGGUUAUGAAAAAUAAUGAAUCAUCCACAAUACUAUUAUCCAACUAUUAUCUAUCUAUCUGCAAUGUCCCAAUGUAAUAAAAUAAAUAUUAAAGGCAAA
This is a messenger RNA of Eurytemora carolleeae, 1092 nucleotides long. RefSeq names its product alpha-tocopherol transfer protein. NCBI's taxonomy places the organism in Eukaryota, Metazoa, Arthropoda, Copepoda, Calanoida, Temoridae. The record is from RefSeq and is a predicted model, not a curated record. The transcript has 12 exons. The coding region runs from base 143 to 1009 and encodes 288 amino acids. Gene Ontology annotation, cellular component: membrane. Gene Ontology annotation, molecular function: phosphatidylinositol bisphosphate binding.